This is a messenger RNA of Scedosporium apiospermum, 1767 nucleotides long. RefSeq lists its product as uncharacterized. Gene Ontology annotation, molecular function: glycosyltransferase activity; hydrolase activity, hydrolyzing O-glycosyl compounds. The transcript has 2 exons. Gene Ontology annotation, biological process: carbohydrate metabolic process; fungal-type cell wall organization. The coding region runs from base 1 to 1767 and encodes 588 amino acids. Gene Ontology annotation, cellular component: fungal-type cell wall. NCBI's taxonomy places the organism in Eukaryota, Fungi, Ascomycota, Sordariomycetes, Microascales, Microascaceae. The record is from RefSeq and is a predicted model, not a curated record.
AUGAUGCCCUCGAUCCGCAAGACAUGGCUCUCGGCCCUCGUGGCCCUGAGUGCCAUCACUUCCGUGACAGCCCAGGUUCACACCGACUGUGACCCGAGACAAAAGGACUGCCCCGCCGACCCGGCCUUCGGAACAGAAUACUUUUUCAACUUCAACACGACGCCACCCGCUGGAACCUGGGAAACCAUGGCGGGCAAAGUAACGUACGACCAGAAUCAGGGCGCUGCCUUCACCAUCAGCAAAAAGGGCGAAUCACCCACGCUCCGCACCAAGUUCUACUUCUUCUUCGGCCGCACGGAGAUGAUGCUCAAGGUGGCGCCCGGAACGGGCAUCAUCAGCUCGAUGAUGUGGCUUAGCGACGACCUCGACGAGGUGGACUGGGAGUUCUUCGGCACGAAUAACACGUACGCGGCGACGAACUACUUCGGCAAGGGCGAGCAGGAUUUCACCAAUGGUGGAUACCAUGAGGUGCCCUUCAACGUGCACGACGACUAUCACAACUACACGACUGUCUGGACUAGGGACAGCCUCGACUGGUACAUUGAUGGGAACCUCGUGCGUACGCUUUUGCCCAAGGACGCAAACAAUACGAGGAACUAUCCGCAGACGCCCAUGAGGCUCAGUUUGGGAAUUUGGGCCGGUGGUGACCCGGAUAUGCCGCAGGGUGUGCGGGAGUGGGCUGGUGGUGACACGGAUUUUGGCUCGGGUCCGUAUACGAUGUGGGUUAAGAGCGUGAAGGUGACAGAUUUCACGCCAGACUCGAAGGAGUAUAUCUACAGUGAUAGAUCAGGUUCUAUGGAGAGCAUCCAUGUUGUCACCGGCAACUCUACCGUAAAGGAAGCCCUCUUCCCGGUCCACAAGGAAACCAUGGCCGAAAAAUGGGCAAAACUCCCCAGCACCGCCAAAACCGCCAUUUACGCAAGCGGUGCCGGCCUCGGGGCCGUCAUCCUAGCCUUCGGCCUCUGGUACUGCAUCCGCCAGCGCCGUCGCGGCGCCCGCGAAGCCAAGGCAGCUGCUCUGCAAGCCGAACAGGACCGUCUGGAGCUCCAGGGCUUCAAGUCCCGCGGCGUCAACCCAGACGGUUUCUCCAACGGCAACAACGACUGGACGGUCGCCGAAGUGCACGACAAUGGUGUCGUUCAGGAGAAGAGGCCCGAGUAUGUGGUUAAUGAGAGGCCUCUGGAUUCUCCCCGUUCUGGAAGCAUUCCUCCGCCCCUUGUGUUCAGUAACCAGCAGCCUGGUGGUAAUGAUUGGAAUACCAUGGGUGGACCCGCUUCGCCACGUUCGCCGCGUUCGCCGCCUCUGCAGUCUCCCACGGGUGGUAUGCACGCCAUGCCGCUUCUCCAGGAGAGGUCGAACAGUCCGAGGGUGGGCAGCCCUGGGCCCCAGAGGACGUACAGCCCAGCCCCCGCAAGGGCGUUCAGCCCCGCACCGCAGAGGUCAUUCAGCCCAGUUCCCCAGCGAGCGUUCAGUCCCGCGCCUUCUCAAUACGACAACGGUAUGCACCACGGCGGGUUUGACAACGGGAUGCACCAUGCCGGCAUGCCUCAACGGAGCGCCACCUUGUCGGGUGCCUACGGCGGUGACGGCGGCUAUCAGGGCGGGUUCGAUGGUCCUAGGGCUCAGAGCCCGGCUCAUGUGAUGCCGCCUCAGAGGAGUGGAAGCGCGGCGCCGACGUAUGGGCAGGGGUAUGGAGCGCCACAGGGGCAGGGGUAUGCCCAGCAGGGAGGAUAUUGGAAUAAUAAUGGACCUAGUGGGUUCCGGUGA